AUGGAUUUAUUUGGUGUUUUUGAAACUAAGGCAAAUGCUGAUGGAAUUCAAGUGGAGAACCAAGUGGACGAGGAAGUGUCAAUGAAUGUAGAAGCAGAGGAGAAGGUUGAAGCAUUUAAGAUAAUAAAAAACCAAGAGAAUGAAGGGUGUAUUCAUGAGUGGUACACACCUGAGGAUUACUAGCCACUUUUAGAAAAGAAACAAAAUGCUAAAUAAUAUAAGUUUACUUUGGAUCCAUUCCAAAAAGUAGCAGUGAAGACUUUGGAAUCCAAUGAAUCAGUAUUGGUGGCUGCCCAUACAAGUGCAGGCAAAACAGCAGUGGCAGAAUAUGCAAUAGCAAUGGCCAAGAGAGACAAGCAAAGAGUUGUGUAUACCUCGCCAAUCAAGGCUUUAUCAAAUUAGAAAUACAGAGAAUUGUAAUAGGAAUUUGGAGAUGUGGGAUUGGUGACAGGAGACGUAACAUUGAAUGAGAAUGCCUUUUGUUUGGUAAUGACAACAGAAAUUUUAAGGAGUAUGUUGUAUAGAGGCUCUGAAAUUGUGAGGGAAGUAGCAUGGGUAAUUAUGGAUGAAGUACAUUAUAUGAGAGAUAGAGAAAGAGGAGUGGUUUGGGAAGAGACUAUCAUCUUAUUGAAUUAAAAUGUAAACAUGCACAUUUAAUUAUUAGGUUCGAUUUGUCUUUUUAUCUGCAACUAUUCCUAAUGCUAGUGAAUUUGCUGAAUGGGUUUGCAGAAUCAAACGCCAACCUUGUCAUGUAGUCUACACUGAUUAUAGACCUACACCUUUACAACAUUAUCUAUUUCCAAGUGGUGCGGAGGGAAUCUAUUUGGUUGUUGAUGAAACAGGAAAAUUUAAGGAAGACAAAUUUCAGGAGGCAGUAGCAAAGUUGGAGGAAAAUGUUGAAAAUACAAGGAAGAGGAAGGCCACUGAGGGUUCAGAUCUAUUUAAAUUGAUGAAGAUGAUCUAAGAGAGAGAAUUAGCACCGGCCAUAGUGUUCUCCUUUUCUAAGAGAGAAGUAGAAGGAUAUGCUAUUGGAAUGCAGAAAUUGGAUUUGACUACUCCAAAAGAAAAAGAGAAUAUUGAAACCAUCUAUAAAAAUGCCAUGAAUUGUUUAUCUGAAGAGGAUAGACAAUUACCACAGAUUCAAUUAAUGCUUCCAAUUUUAAAGAAAGGAAUAGGCAUCCAUCAUGGUGGAUUAUUGCCAAUAGUCAAGGAGAUCAUUGAAAUUCUCUUUCAAGAAGGUUAUCUUAAGGCAUUAUUUUCAACUGAAACAUUUUCUAUGGGAUUGAAUAUGCCUUCUAGAACUGUGGUUUUCACUUCUGUCAGAAAAUUCGAUGGUGAGUAAUUCAGAUGGAUUCAAGGAGGAGAGUAUAUUCAAAUGAGUGGUAGAGCUGGUAGAAGAGGUAUCGAUGACAAAGGAGUGUGCAUUUUAAUGUGCGAUGAGAAGAUGGACUAAGAAGUGGCUAAAUCUAUGCUCAAGGGAAAAUCAGACUGUUUGAAUUCUUCGUUCAGAUUAUCUUACAAUAUGCUUAUCAAUUCUAUGAGGAUGGAAGACACUGAUCCAGAAUUCAUUAUCAAGAAGUCCUUCCAUUAAUUCUAGAAUGAUAGACAAUUACCUGAAAUGAAGGAGAAGUUACAGGACUUCAAACAAAAACGAGAUUAAAUACAAAUUGAAAAUGAAGAUAAAUUGGGUAAUUACCAUGAUCUAAUCUCUUAAUCUACACACGUCUAUAAUAAAAUAAGGAAGAUUAUCUAUCAACCUUAGAUAGUUUUACCCUUUAUGCAUAUAGGCAGAAUCAUUAGAAUCAAAGGAUCGGAUGGAGAUUGGGGAUGGGGCAUAUCAAUCAAUUUUAUGUAAAAGAAGUUUGGAAAUAAGAAGAAUAAAGAUCAAGAGCAAUCUAUCAUUUUAGAUGUGAUGUUGUAUGUUCAAAAGAGGAAGAAGGUAUAUAUAUAUGUUUAAUAAAUAUUAAGAAUGAACCACUCUAGCCUCAAUUAUCGUUCGAUUAAGAGGGAGAGUUAGAAAUAGUACCAGUGUCUGUUGAGUAACUCUAUGAGAUCAGCACAAUCAAAUUGAAUUUGCCCAAGGAUCUCAGAACCAAUGAAAGCAAAUAACAAAUCAAAUAGACUAUGAUUAAAUUGCUCAAGGAAUUCAAAGGGUAGCCUCCUCUUAUUCAUCCAAUUAAGGACAUGAAGAUCAAUGAUGAUUAAUUGGAUAAAUUGUUGGAGUAGAGACAAUCACUUUUGGAACAAGUAGAAUAAGUGAAGAAGGACCUUAACAAUUAGAAUCUGGAAUAGGAAUUAUAGACAUAUGAUGAGAAAAUCAAACUCGGUUAAACAAUCAAAUUGUUGAAUAAGUAAAUUGAGGAAAGUUCACAAAUGGUUUUGAGUGGAGAUCUUAAGAGAAUGAAAAGAAUUCUAAGAAGAUUGCAAUAUAUAUCCAAGGAUGAAAUUGUGUAAAUGAAGGGCAAAGUGGCUUGUGAAAUAUCAGCAGGAGAUGAAAUUAUGGUAUAUACUAUAUUCUAAAUAUUUUCUAUUAGUUAACUGAACUAUUAGUCAGUGGUCUCUUCAAUGAUUUGGCUUCAGAAGAAAUUUGUGCUGUAUUGAGUGUCUUUGUGCACGAUGAAAAUAAUAGUGAGAAGUUCUAAUUAAAAAAUGAUAAGAUGUAGCAGUUAUACACAAAAGUACUUGACCAGGCUAAAUACCUUUAUACUGUAUAUACAGAAUCCAAAAUGAAUAUUGAUGAGGUAAUAUGAUUUAUAUCAUAAUUUUAGAAGGAAUAUUUAGCAACAUUUAAGAGUUAAAUGAUGGAAGUAACUCUGGCUUGGUGUUAGGGAUAGUCCUUUUUGUAGAUUUGCAAGAUGACUGAUUUAUUCGAAGGAUCCAUCAUCAGAUGUCUUAGACGAUUGGAUGAAUUAAUUAAAUAAAUGGAGGAGGCUGCUAAGGUGAUUGGUAAUAAGGAAUUGGAAAAUAAGUUUAAGGAGAGUUCUAAGAAGCUGAAGAAAGGUAUUGUUUUUGCUGCAUCUUUAUAUUUGUGA
Molecule: messenger RNA, 3032 nt
Organism: Paramecium octaurelia
Lineage: Eukaryota; Ciliophora; Oligohymenophorea; Peniculida; Parameciidae
Source: the annotation of a GenBank genome assembly